This is a messenger RNA of Adelges cooleyi (spruce gall adelgid), 945 nucleotides long. It is a transcript of the gene aph-1, whose product is annotated as gamma-secretase subunit Aph-1. Gene Ontology annotation, cellular component: endoplasmic reticulum; membrane; gamma-secretase complex. The transcript has a single exon. Lineage: Eukaryota; Metazoa; Arthropoda; Insecta; Hemiptera; Adelgidae. Gene Ontology annotation, biological process: Notch receptor processing; positive regulation of catalytic activity; protein processing. Gene Ontology annotation, molecular function: protein-macromolecule adaptor activity. The coding region runs from base 125 to 853 and encodes 242 amino acids. The record is from RefSeq and is a predicted model, not a curated record.
UAUUUCGGUAAGCUUAAAAUAUUUCUUUGCAUCAGUGAUUUGUUAAGAAACAUAAAUUUCAAUGUGCGUGUGUACUGUUCGGUUUUGAUUUUCAUCCGUUUGUAUUAAAAAAAAAUUAAUUACCAUGACAUUUUUGGAGUUUACCGGCUGUGCCUUUACAGCGUUUGGCCCAGCACUCUCUAUGUUUUUUAUCACAAUUAUGAAUGAUCCUGUACGAGUUAUUAUAUUGAUAGCAAGUUCUUUCUUCUGGCUACUAAGCCUGUUACUGUCUUCUAUACUAUGGUUCUUGUUUCCUCUCAAACAUCAAGUUUGGUUUGGAGUUCUUAUAUCUGUAUUGGUACAAGAACUAUUCCGAUACUUUUUAUAUUUAUUACUACGUAAAGCGGAGCGAGGACUAAAACGUUUUGCUACCCACUCAUUAGUAUCCAAUAACAAACACAUGCUGUCCUAUGUAUCCGGUUUGGGAUUUGGAAUUAUGAGUGGAUUAUUCUCUCUAAUCAACAUAUUAGCUGAAGUCGGAGGACCAGGAACAAUGGGUUUACGUGGAGGAAACAGUGCGUUUUGUGUGGUAUCUUCUGUUUUCACUGCCCUUACCAUUUUCCUACACGUAUUUUGGGAAGUAUUAUUCUUCCAUGGAUUAAACACAGACAAUAAAAACUUAAUUUUCUAUGUUAUUGGUUCACAUCUAACUGUGUCGGAAAUAACAUUACUCAAUCAGUAUAAUUAUUACACACUUACGCUCUUUGUGGUAUUUUCUAUUACACUGGGAUCAGGACUCUACGCUUUCAAGACGGCUGGUGGAAUAUUACCUGGUAUUAGUAAGAACGUCAAUAGAAACACAGCAGAUAAUUAACAUUUUUUCUACUAUGCAUUGUUUUUUUAACUUUACUUUUAUAAAAAUUCAAUUAAUCAAUAAAUAUAUUCUAGUACUUUGAUAAAAUAAAA